Messenger RNA from Ceraceosorus guamensis, 204 nucleotides. RefSeq lists its product as hypothetical. Lineage: Eukaryota; Fungi; Basidiomycota; Exobasidiomycetes; Ceraceosorales; Ceraceosoraceae. The transcript has 2 exons. The record is from RefSeq and is a predicted model, not a curated record. The coding region runs from base 1 to 204 and encodes 67 amino acids.
AUGCAGGUCAUCAAGACUCCCGUCAUCAUUUUGAUCACCGUCGCUGCUUGCGCUUUGAUUGGUCAAGCCGGCCAGGCUGCCGCUACUCCCACGCUCUAUGCUAGGGACAUUCCUGCAGAAAGCGCCACUGCUCUCAUUGAUCAGAGCACGACGUGCCGCAGCUUGAGCCGCGUCAGACGUCUAAGGGUCGUCAAACACUCCUAG